Molecule: messenger RNA, 5690 nt
Organism: Globicephala melas (long-finned pilot whale)
Lineage: Eukaryota; Metazoa; Chordata; Mammalia; Artiodactyla; Delphinidae
Gene: SEC31B
Product: SEC31 homolog B, COPII coat complex component
Biological process (GO): intracellular protein transport; endoplasmic reticulum organization; COPII-coated vesicle cargo loading
Cellular component (GO): COPII vesicle coat; endoplasmic reticulum exit site
Molecular function (GO): structural molecule activity; protein binding
Source: RefSeq, a predicted model, not a curated record
AUGGUGAUCCAUAUUGCUAGUCUGAUCCGCCUUCCACAGCGCCCCGCUGAGCUCCUGAGAGAAGCCCUGAGAGAAGACUGGCUCCGGCUCCGGCUCCGGCUCCUGCUACGCCGCGCCAGACCCCUGGCCUGGGCUCUCCGCGCAGGAACAUCUGCCCAGCAGCUAGAUGCCUCCUUUAGUACAGAUGGCACAUUGGAAAUCUUUGAGGUUGAUUUCAGGGACCCCUCUCUGGACUUGAAAUGCAAGGGAGUCCUUUCUCCCUCCAGCAGGUUGCACAAGCUGAUCUGGGGGAGCUUUGGCAACGGGCUUCUGGAAGGCUCCGGGGUUAUUGCAGGCGGCAGGGAUGAUGGCAUGCUUACUCUAUACAAUGUGACCCACAUCCUGUCUUCGGGAAAGGAGCCUGUGAUUACCCAGAUACAGAAGCACACGGGGGCUGUCAGAGCCCUUGACUUUAAUCCGUUCCAGGGCAACCUCCUGGCCUCAGGGGCCAAUGAUUCAGAAAUCUUCAUUUGGGAUUUGAAUAACCUGAGUGUGCCAAUGACCCCAGGAUCCAAGUCACAGCAGCCCCCAGAAGACAUCAAGGCACUCUCUUGGAACCGUCAGGUUCAACACAUUCUGCCUUCUGCUCACCCCAGCGGCAAGGCAGUCGUGUGGGAUCUCAGGAAGAAUGAACCUAUCAUCAAAGUCAGUGAUCACAGCAAUAGGAUGCACUGCUCAGGCCUGGCCUGGCACCCAGACAUGGCCACCCAGUUGGUGCUAUGUUCAGAAGAUGAUCAUCUUCCAGUAAUUCAUCUGUGGGACUUGUGCUUUGCCUCCUCACCCCUGAAGGUGCUGGAGAGUCACAGCAGGGGGAUCCUGUCAGUGUCAUGGAGUCAGGCUGACGCUGAGCUACUGCUCAGUAGUGCCAAGGACAACCAGGUCUUGUGCUGGAACCUGGAGAGCAGCGAGGUGGUGUAUAAGCUACCCACACUGAGCAGCUGGUGCUUUGAUGCGCAGUGGUGCCCUUGGGACCCUCCAGUGUUCUCUGCUGCCUCCUUUGACGGCUGGAUCAGUUUAUACUCUGUGAUGGGUAGGAGCUGGGAAGUCCAGCAGAUGAGACAGGCUGACAAGAUCUCUUCUUCCUUUAGCAAAGUCCAGCAUCUCCCACCAUUGCAGGUGCCAGAGCAAGUGGCCCAAGCAUCAUUGAUAUCUCCCCUGAAAAAAAAACCCAAAUGGAUGAGAAGGCCAGCAGGUGUCUCAUUUGCUUUUGGGGGGAAGCUGGUUACCUUUGGCCUCCCCAGCACCCCUGCCCAUCAGGUGCCACAGCCUUGCCUCCGCCUAGUCUUCAUCAGUCAGGUCACCACAGAACCUGAAUUCCUCAUGCGGUCAGCUGAGCUGCAGAAGGGCCUGGGAUCAGGAAAUCUCCUGAAUUACUGUCAGAACAAGAUCCAGCAAGCAUCACUGCAAAGCGAAAAGAUGCUCUGGCAGUUCCUGAAAGUGACCUUAGAGAAGGACUCCAGAAUGAAAUUCCUAAAACUAUUAGGAUACAAUAAAGAUGAACUUCAGAAGAAGGUAGCCACAUGGUUGAAGAGUGAUUUGGGGCUGGGUGAGAGCCCUCAACCCAAUGGAAGUGACCUUAACAGUAACAGACAACAGGCCUUUUGCAUCCAGGUGCGGAGGAGGAGGAGCACAGGGAAUCUGUGCCAUUUAAGAAGUUUCUGUCUCUCUACAGACAUGCUGGGAACUCACAUGGAGCAGGAGGGUGGCAGGGCACUAACUUCUGAAGCCAGACUCUGUUACGUGUGCUCAGGAAGUGUGGAGCGGCUGGUGGAGUGCUGGGCAAAAUGCCCCCGGGCUUCAUCCCCCAUGGCUCUACAGGACCUGAUGGAGAAGGUGAUGGUCCCUAACAGGAGCUUGAAGCUACUGUGGGGUGCUGAUGGGGAGAGCCCAGGCCCUGCCACAACCUACAGAAUCGCUCAGUAUGCCAACCUCCUGGCAGCCCAGGGCAGCCUGGUCACUGCCAUGAGCUACCUACCCAGUGACAGUGCUCAGCCACCAAUUCAGCAGCUGAGAGAUUGGCUUUUUCAUGCCCAGGGUUCUGGUGUCUUGGGCCAGCAGUCUCCCCCUUUCCGGGUUAUUGUGGGAGCUGCUCCCCACUCUCAAGAGACAUCAUCUCCCAGACUGGGAUUCCAGUCUUCUCACCAGUACCACUCUGUCUUGAUUACUACCUCUAUAUCAGUAAGUCUUGACAUGGGGAAUACUUUAUCUCAGCCGCGGCUCUCAGGAGGGCAAAGGGUGCAAUCUCCUAACCCCGUGGGAUUCCCUGGAACAUGGCCUCUUCCUGGUGCACCCACAGCACCCCCAGACAUUAUGCAGGCUGGUUCUGCCUCCCUGCCUGAGACUCCUCGACGGCUCCCUCUGCUUCCUGUGAGAGCGCCAGGCUUCAACCCUAUGAGCUCCCAGCCGCCAGCCCCUCCUGUCACCUUCUCUGCAGCACACCCUCCAGGAGGGCCAGGUGCUCCAUGCGCCGAUACCUUCCCAACCACUGGCAUCUUGACUCCUCAUUCGGGACCUCAAGAUUCCUUGGAAAAUGCUCCAGUGCCCAGGGGAAACCUCCAGAGGAAAGAGUUGCCAGAGACAUUCAUGCCCCCAGCACCAAUUAGUGCUCCAGUUAUGUGCCUCACCCCUGAGCCACGAGGGGUCCUUUCCUCACAGCCUGCUGUCCCCAGUGUGAGUCAUGCUCCCCCUGGAGCCCCAGGAGAACUUAGCCUGUAGCAACUUCAGCGGCCACCUGCGAAGAUGGACAGGAAGGAGCUGCCCCCUGAACAUCAGUCCUUGAAUAUCAGCUUUGAGGUGCUUCUGCAGCGCUGCUCCCUGUCUGCCACUGACAUAAAGACAAAACGGAAGCUGGAUGAAGCAGCCCAACGUCUAGAAUGUCUAUAUGAGAAGCUCUGUGAAGAGACACUCUCGCCUCCUGUCCUGGCUGGGCUCCACGAGGUUGCCCAAUGUGUGGACGCAGGACGCUUUGAGUGGGGCCUCGCUGUGCAUGCUCAGGUGGUGAGCUGCAGCAGCUUCAGCGAGGUCUCCAGCUUCAUGCCUGUCCUGAAGUCCGUCCUCACCAUCGCUUAUAAGCUACACAUCUAGACCAGGCAGCUCCUCUUGCCAGGAGGCCACUUCUACUUUACUAAACUCCUUCCUGCAGGAAAGGGGAAUUUCGGAACAGAUUCCGUUUGUUUUUCCUAGCCCUCUUCCCUUGCUGCCAGGUAUAUGAUGCUGUAGGCUUGGCUCCAAACAGGCAGAGUGCCUGCUCUCCACCCUUUCAUGCGUGGCCCUCUGGGAUCUGCUCAGGGCUCUCUCAGCCUGUUCUUCUUCACCUUCCCUAAAACUGUACUCCAACAGGGCCUGGUGCAGUGUGUCUUCUCCCCCGGGGAUAUUCUAAGUGGCUUCUGAGAGGGUGAGCAGGAUCGUUACUUCCAAGUCUACCUCGACUGUACCCAUCUUGUGGGUCUUUUGUCUUUCCCCUUCUGUGGGUUAUGAGCCUGACUUUACCUUUUCCUUGCCUCUGACUUCAUAUUUCCAGGUUCAUACUUCUCUGAGUCACAGAGGCUGGGGUAGAGUUGACUGCUGUUCACCCUUUGAACAAGUCAUACCCAUGAGGGAUGGGUGCUGAGCACAACGAAGAGAAGGAACUCAGACCCUUUUAAGAAGGGACCUCUCAACUGCCAGCAUUGUUAAGGGUGGGCUAGGUGAGGUGGAGGGUGGAUGGGAUACCUUUUGCUGAGAGCUGUCUUAGGCUAUGGGAUAGGAGCAGAGGGACCACUACCUGUGUGGAGUGGCCCCUGACUCAGCCUGCCUGAUCCCUGGCCCAAGGCCUAGACCACUCAUUCUGUGAUUAGAAGCCAUAUUAAUGAAAGAGUCUUCUAGCACUGUUCUUCAAGGCUUGGAGGCCCUCUUCCCCCAGCCCCACACUUCUCAGGGCUGCCUUCUCUGGCUGCGCUUUCAUCGUUGGACUCUGCAUUUGAAGCACUGAUGUACUUUAUGUGCAAUAAAGCUGCUUUAGUUUGGUUUCCUCUGUCAUCUCCCAAUUAUUAUCUCCUCUAGGUCCUAUUUUGCUCUUAUCUGUCUUCCCAGUCCUUUUUGUUCUUGUUCCCUAUACCCUAAUAAGGCAGGGGAGAGGCUUGGGGACAGAUAGGAAGUCAGGAGAGUUGAAGAAAGGAGGUGGCACUGAAUUAGGCUCUCCUUGCAGCAUUUAUGGUCACUCUGCUGUGUGUGUGUGUGUGUGUCUCCAUCCGUGCCUGACAUUCAGCUCCAGGGUUUUCCCCACACCACUUCAGGGCUGAGCUCAGCUACACAAAAGGGACUGGGUGUGAAGCCAGGGGUACGAUCUCUAAUCCUGUUGUAGAUCGCAUCAUGUCUGCGGGCUAGAUGUGUGUGUUUGGGAGGAAAGGAUUGUUAGGCAGUAUUUGUUUGUAAAGCCACUUGCUCUUCAGAUAAUACUUGCACUAACUUCUAUUGAUGAAGCAGUGUGAGCCCCAGCAAAGUCCUUUCCCAAAGUGUCUUUGAAGCCAAGAGCCCAUUGAAGGGAAGAAAGGCCGGGAGAGGGGAUUAGUUUGUUCAGCAGCUGUGAAUUUCAGUGGGAGGUUGAUGAACUCUGAAGUCUUUGUUUAAAUUAAAGGUGGGGAGAAAAAAGCCGCUGCUGGAGCGAGAGCCUCACUUGGGGCCCUGAACUAACACAAGGAGAAGUCUGAGCUGCGGGGAGCUGUGUACUCACUGCGAAGACUUUUCCCAAACACUUUUCGGGAAAGGUGUUAUGAGAAGAGAAGGGGGCGGAGUGGGGGAUUAGCAUGUGAAAUGAAGUUUUCAUUGACUCCGUGGGGGUAGAAGGCUAUUUUAAAGGCAUUUUGUUCUCUUAUUUUCUCUUCUUGAGCUCUUUAGAGAUAUUGUUUUGCUAAGGCAGGCUUUCUUCCCCCUUCUUUCCAGUCUGCGGAUUGCCUCUAUGGGAGCCAACAUAAAUAUUUCUCCUCCAGGAAUGCGGGUUAAUUAAAAGGAAAUGAAUGAGUGGAAGCAUCCAAUCCAGACCCACAAUAGGCGAGUGCCCUGGCCUGCCCUUCCCUCCCACCACCACCAGCAACGCCAGCGCUGAGCACGACCCUAUCUCUGUCUUUGCCCUAACCUGCUGCUAAGGCCAGUUGAGGCUGCGAUUCUUUUCAAGAAAAGAAAGCCCUGCCUGUGUGUAGGCUCACAGGCUAGGGACAGGAAGGAGACAGUGUUUUGUCCCCUCCACCCAGCGUCCUUGUCACUUCUCAGGACCUCCCUCUGCUUCUGUCCCCUGGCUGAGACAGAUGGACUCCUAAAGAGCACACAAGAGGAGGGAAGGGGCCUGGGUUCCAGGACUCACCCCACGGUACCGUACUAGUUAGGGGAACAAGCCACACAUCUUUCUCAGCAUCAGUUUAAAUCUGUAGAACAGAAGGUUUCACUAGCUGGCCUCGAAGGCGUCUUCCCAAGCAACCGGUCUGGUUGUCCACAUUUAUAAAGGGGAACACAGCACUGGUGAUUGGUUGUAAGAACCUACACUCCAUGAAUGCAGAAGGUCAGUGUGUUGUUCACCACUGUAUUUCCACUCUGGUGUUCAUUGAAUGAAUAAAUGAAUGAAUAGAUAACGCAAGAGGGGGGAAAAAGCAAUCCAGAUCUAAGGUAGCUCAGUAUUG